This is a messenger RNA of Lodderomyces beijingensis, 1929 nucleotides long. The record is from the annotation of a GenBank genome assembly. Lineage: Eukaryota; Fungi; Ascomycota; Pichiomycetes; Serinales; Debaryomycetaceae.
AUGUCCAAUAUCCAUGCGGCGUCUACUACGCUAGAUGACAUCAUCAAUGAGCUCAAACUAACCUAUGAUUCGUCCGUGGGGGUGCUAGAUGGAGAGUCGAUACGGAAAGUUCCAAACAUAAACACGCUUACAAACUUGAACAAGUUGCUCAAAAACCUUUACAAGCAACUAAGUGACGUUGAGCAGGUCGACGAUGAAGUGUUGGCCAAAGUCGACACGGUAAAGAGCGGGAAAAGGAAAGGAGGGCAAGCGAAAGAAAGCCAUCGAAAGCGACAUAUACUGGCUAUUAGCGAUGCCGCGGAAGAUGACGACAAGAGCAAAUUGGGGGACUUGAAACGAAGGAGAACGGUUUCGAUCGAGUUGGAGUCCGAGCAAGAGGACGAUACGGAAGCGAACGACACUGCGAAUUUCAAGGGGUCACCUGCACCACUGCAGCAACAGCAACAGCAACAGCAUCAGCAACAGCGGCAGCAGCAGCCGCACCCGCCGCUGCCGCCGGUGCCUCCAGUUCAAACGGGCUCAUUCACCCCUGAAGACGAUACCCGGCUCAAGAAUCCCAAAUCCGAGUACGUGGAGCCUCAGACUUUAUCUGCAGACGCGAUUGCAGCCUUGGGGUUGUACUCCGAGGAAAACGAAGGGCUAGAGACCCACGGAACCGACUUUUUAAAGAAAAAAUACGGGGUCGCCUCUUACCCAGCCAGUGAUCUUCAACAUCUCCUUCCUGGGAAAAUACCCGAUACCGACCUUUCUCAAAACAAACCGCCUGCGAACCAAGUGCAGUUUACAACUUUCCAAUCCUACAUUGAGUCCUAUUUCCGUCCGUUUUCAACCGAUGAUGUCAAGUUCCUCAAGGAAAGAAACGUUGUUCCGCCCGGGUUUGAAAAAUUGGGCUAUGAGCCCGACUUGACUCCGUUCGUGAUCCCCAAGCUCGGUAGAUUCUAUGCCGACGCCUGGAUUGAGGAAGACGCAAGUCUAGCUUCCAAAUUAAACUCGCCAGCUCAGUACCUCAACCAUCCCGAUUGCUACAGCGCCAAGGGCUCAAUCAACUCCAUCACCGAUGACAAUUUGUAUACCGAGGACGUAUCAUGUGGACCGCUUUCGAGCCGGCUACUAUCGGCAAUCUUGAGCAAUCAUGAAGGCGAAGGUGCCGAACACCCAACAACAACAACAGCAACACAAGAGACAGGCGAAGAGAAAAUAGUUGAGAUUAACGACGAAAACAGCUCAAAUAGGGAAUUAACGCAUCUCGCCGAGGAUGAAGUGGCUACGCAACUAAACAGCUCCGAAGACUACAAAUUGGCCACCGAGCCAAGCGAUUACCAGUCUAUUGAAGAUAGACUCAAGCGGGAGUUGAAGUACAUUGGCAUAUUUAUGAAUUUGCCGUUCGUUGUUGAUGAUAAGAAUAAAUCAAAGUCGCAAAUGGCAGGAAGGCUCGCGAAAAGGUCGACCCAUAGCAUCGUUGACAAUGACGAAUGGAUCAAAAACAGAGAAGAUGACGAAGUUUGUGCAGAAAUCCGAUCUCUCCAGAAAGAGCUUCGCGAGGUUACGAGCCGCAAUCGAGCGAAUAAAAAGAAAUUGAUUCCGAUCAUGGAAGAAAGCAUCGCGUAUCAAGAAUACUGUACUAUAUUGGAUGAGUUGGAUAAGCAAGUCGACCAAGCAUACAUGAAAAGAUCCAGAGGCCGAGGCAAAAAGAAAAAGAUUGACGCCACCACGCCGCAGCAACAGGCGGUCAACAGCGGCUUGCGCACGUUGUUGGAAAAGAGAAAACGAUGGAUCGAUAACAUUGGUGCCUUGUUCCCGCCUCCGGAGAUUAUGAAGCGAGUGCCUGCCGAAUCUAUUAUGAUCAAAGAAGGCGAGGUGGAAGCAGAGGCAAUUGAAGUUGAAGACAACGAUAAUGGUCCUUCAGCUGCAGUAUCUAAAUUAAUCUAA